UGCGAGACGGUUCAGUAUCAGAAAAUAGCGAGUUUCUUGGCCAGUUGCGCGUCUGAAUCCUUCGCUCUAUGCGCUUCGUUCCGCCUAAACUUUUUCAUGUGCUUGAGGAUAGAGGCUGCUGAGAGAGGCUGCUUGGGGCACGUUGAGUGACGAAGAGUCAGCUCCCGUAGCCCUGCUUUAAUCGAGAGACAGAAACGCGGUUUGUGUAGACAGACUCAGAUCAGAUGAUGCCGAAACCGUCCAAGGGCUGUUUCUGAAAAAACAGGAGCUUCCACUGUGCCGUAAUGUGCGAGUUUUUGGCUCUCAGUUUACGCGUGUAGUGGUUUCGUUUUUUUCCUGCAACUGUUGCCGUGUGACACCUCUGGGAAAGCUGUAAGAAGAAAACGAUCGGCUGUUUUUCUGCGUUGCCAUUUCUAUCUUUAGUAGACCUGUGUUCUCUCUGUGCUUUGCCCAUUUGUUUUGCUGUUUAGGCAGAACCCCUGCAGGCUGAGCAUCUCUACAGUCUCCGGAGCAGCAUUCUAUGUAACUCGAAGGAGCUGUAAGGCAAUUCGUGAGAGCGUUGCUUCCUUUACUCGCAGGAAGAGCUCUUUUUUGCCGUCCGCGUUUGCAGACAAGCCGUGCAUCGUGUGAUGAGAAUCCCUGGCGUCUGUGCAGGGGAUCUUCACCGUCCGCUUUUUUUCUGAAGCGCUAAAACGGCAAACUUCCGCCAUGAACAGAUGGCUGUGUUUGCCUCUUUAUGAGACGCCUUUCGGUCGUCGUGUCUAUCCGUUGGUUCGAGUUUGUCCCGCCUAGAUUAGCCUUUCUAUUUCUCGUCCCAGCAUUCAAAUUCCGUAUUCCAGGCAAGGCGAUCCGCCUUCCAUCAUUCGGCGUAGCUUUCUACCGUGGCCGUAGACAGGUCUGUAUCUUCACCGACUGUUUGCCAGAAUCUACGCGGAUUAUUCCUUCCGCUUCUGGACUUCUUCGCUCCUCUCGCAACUGUGAGUCAACACACUCUACAAUUCCUCUUGCGUUUUAGGCGAAGACUCUCGCGCUCUUGCGAAGAAUUCUUUUUUCACCAGUCCCAAAAUGAGCACUCCUAACAACAACUGCUGUUCGGUCUUCUCCCGCAAGUGGUGGCGGGGACCCUGGAACACGCGAGCUGUGCUUCAGCGCCUCCGGCCACGAGAAGCCUUGUUUCUUCGAGAUGAAAAUGCGCACAUUCCUCCGGAAGAUACACCAGACGCACAGGCUGCUGCGGGUUUUUUUCCCGACACCCUCAACCGGACACCCCCAGAGAGUGCCGACACGCGCGAGUCUUUUUCCUCUGCGACAAGUGGACGUUUCGGACGCAGUUUCCUUCGCAGUCGCACGUCCGAACCUCGUCGUGUGGUCAGGCCACGCGCCCGGAGGGGAGUUUCUUCCGUUGUGCUCCCCGUUGAGCGGGACAGGACCACCGUGGGUGGACCUGUCGACGACACGGAAGAAAAGCCCCACUUCGCUCCGCGGGGGUUCUUCGCUGCGAAACUCCUGAGACGCACGCACAGCACGCGUGCACUUUCUUCUCAGCCGGCAGACACUUCGCGAGGCCAGACGCCCUCCCACAGCCCCGCCUCUUCUGCCCCGGCUCUGCCCGAUUCAGGCUCCGUAGAGGACCCCGGAGAAGCCCGACCAGCUGAGGCUUCUGAGACGGCAGCCACAGUAGGCAACUCGCAAGCUUCGCAGGUGCAGCAGACUCCGUCAGUCGCAGAAGGCACUCCUGGGCAAAACAACCCCGGACGGAGUGGCUCUUCGGAGCAGCGGAGGCGAGGACGCAGCCUGCGAUCGCUCUUCAGCUUCCGCUCAAGACGAGAGCGAAGAAGAGGGGGCAGGCGCGAUUCCCGACAAAGCCAAGAACCUCGAGACCCGCGAACAGCCGUGCCAGACACAAGCACGAGUGAAGACACUGCGGUGUCGCAAGCACACGUCCACGGUCCCCGCCGCAGCCACAGCAGCGCGGCGACCGGACCCAUCGUUUGCCCAGUUUGCGCCAACCCCUUCGCGGCGAGUGUCACGCCACGCCAAGUUCUCGUCCACAUCGACGGUUGCUUGGUGGCCCAUCAGCUCAGCGUCCAACUACUCCCGGAACACUGGGAGGGCCUCCAUGGCAUGAACGACACGUGGAAUGAUCGUUUUGGUCGAGUGCGUAACGGUCUGAUUACUUUUGAACCGGAAGGGUCUCAGCUGUUGGAGGUUCCGAUGAUGGUUCUCGCGCCCCCCUCGCGCGAAGAUCGAGAAAACGGUGGCUUGUUUCCCAGGUGUCGGUUGAGGGCGAGCGCGCCUGUAGGGCAUUCCAGGCAUUUUCUUGAGUCGACCCUUCCGCGCGUCUCGGGGGCUCUCGAGGAGACUGCAGGCGUUGGCGGUCUGGAACCUGUGUCGCCACCACGUUCGCCUUCAUCCGGCUCGCUCACGCCGUCACCGCCUCGCCGAGUGCUGGAACGGAGACGCUACCUGGUGCGGCAGCUUCGGCAGAUCGAAUUGCAUGCAGAUCCUGCUCGGCGGCACUUCCUGGAGCGGACGCGCUCCGAGCUUGAAACCCCGGCUCGGUACUUCCCCGGUGCAGUCUCCCACCGCUACCGGUCGACGUUGUCUUUCUCUCCCGAGUUUAUCGCCAGUUACCCUUUGCUUCGCCCAGAAAGAGGCUUAGACACCGACCCCACUGCAGGCGGAAGGGGUGCGUCGCGGAGGGACAUUGCUGCGCCUCGAGGACCUCCCCGGGGCGAGCCUCGCGCGCGGCCAAGCCUCCCGGAGGGACGCAGAUUGGUCCCGACGGGCUUGGCGCCUCCGUGGGGCCCAGAGGCGUUUUUGCGCCGAAACACGAGCGACGACACCACCGACCCUGUCUCUGUUUUUUCGGAGACGAGUCCGACCACCGCUCCGCAGUCGACGCCUGUGUCGGCGAGCGAGAACUUGGGCUCCGACGUGCACGCCCAUUCCGCUGGAGUCUUCGUGGCCGGCUUCAGCGGCGCGAACCAGGACGAGGCGACCCUCCCGGCGGGUGUUCGCGCCGGGACCGUCAGGGACCUCGAAGCCCGCUCGGCCUCGAACUGGGAGGCUGGCGACGACCUCCAACCCGGGCCUUCGUCCCUGCUCCGAGAGAGCCUGGACAGCGUCCGAAGGCGACUUGAGGCGCCACCGAGCGGGAUCGAGCAUGUCGACGCUGGGCGCCAAAACGACGUGCCUGACAGCGCCGGAGACACCCCCGGGAGUCCUAGGGGGGGGCCGGGACCGAUGCCGUACAGCACCCCGUCGGUCGGCAGCGACCGCAGUCCUGGGUGGGGCAGCUCGACUUCGAGCGGACGAGACAGUCGAGGUUUCGGCGCGGGACGCCCCGCAGCCUUCCCAUCUGCGAGACGGGCGCGAAGCGGGUCGAUGGAACCCAAGAGACACCAAGAAGGCUCACAGGGUCGCGCGGGAUCGAGGCGGGGACUUGGGGAGAGCAGAGACGGGCCGGCGGUUCGGCGGAGAGAUGCCUCGGCGAGGGAGGAGGGCAGGCGCAGCGACCCUACGUUGGCUUCUGCUUCCGCAGCGAGAAAAGAAAUUAUGCAGGAGGAACGAGCGUCCAGACGCGAAACCAGCAGACGUCAAGCCCCGGAGCCACCGAUAAAUCCUGACCUUUUAAUUGAUUCACUCGUCCAGCUUACUCGAGGCGAACGGGCUGGAAACGAAGAAGCGAUCGCCAAAAGAGCGUACAAGAGGUUCUUGCAUGCAAAUCGAGACCAGUUCGUGGCGCUUGCCAACUUCCCCUUCAGUGUAAAAAAGGACUGGCUCUACGCGCAGCUCAGCAGCAUGCGUGUUCACUUCGCUAAUGCAUGGGUUGUCAUCGAUGUUCGCCGGGACAGACUCCUUCAGAUGGCUUUCGAUCGUCUGCGCUGUCUGUCGCCUGCCGACUUUCACAAGGAAUUUAAGUUUAAGUUCCAGGGCGAAUGUGGAGCAGAUGCAGGUGGUCCAACUCGGGAGUUUUUUACGCUCAUUUCUCAGAAAAUUCUGGACCCGAAUGCAGGACUUUUCCAAUUUUGCGACGUGGACGAGAUCGCCUACAGAAUCAACCCAAAUUCCGCGGUGAACGAGCACCACCUGGAGUUUUUUCGCUUCGUCGGUUUGAUAUUGGGAAAGGCUCUUUUUGACAAGCAAAUGAUUGGCGCGCCGUUCUGUCGACCUCUCCUUAAACACCUGCUGCAACGCGAUGGAGGGUUUCAAGACCUGGAGUUCUUCGACUCCCAAGUGCAUCGCUCUCUCCAGUGGAUUCGCGCCCACCCCAUUGACGGAGUUCUCGACACGAGCUUCACUGUUACAGAGGAUUUCUUCGGAGAGACAAAGGUGAUUCCUUUGAAAGAAGGCGGCGAGUUCGAGCGUGUGACAGACGCAAACAAAGAGGAGUACAUUUCUCUUAUCGCGCGGCACAAGCUGGUGUACAGCGUGAGGGAUCAGCUGCGUGCGCUGCAAGAAGGUUUCUGGAGUGUCGUCCCCCUUUGCCUCCUGCGCAUCUUCGACGAUCGCGAAUUGGAUUUGCUUUUGAAUGGGCAAAAUCGCGUCGAUGUCGACGACUGGAAGAGGAACACACAGUAUUCUGGAGGAUACUGUGAAAGCGACCCGAUUAUUCAGUGGUUCUGGGAUGUCGUUGGAAACAUAUUCAACGACGAAGAGCGAGGACGCCUUCUUCAGUUCUGUACAGGGACAAGCCGGGUGCCGGCAGAAGGCUUUCGUGUGUUAGAGAGUAACCGCGGCCAGCUGGCGAGGUUUACCUUGCAGCCUAUAGAACGAAUACCGGGCCACUCUCCCGCACUUUUGCCUCGUGCACACACUUGCUUCAACCGGGUGGACCUACCGAAAUACAGCAGCCGGGAAGAGCUGCUGCGAUAUUUGAGGAUGGCGAUUGAGGUAGACCACCUGACCGGUUUCGGGGUAGACGAAUAGCCGAGAGGGAUACAGCUCCGAAUCUUAAUGGAAACGAGAGGACAAGAAUCUGACUUCUACUUCCACAAGAACGCGAAUGGACUUGCUGAAAAGAGUGAUGAGCUCAGGGUCAAAGAACCGCCAUAACCGGCGUUUUCCGUGUGGAGUAGAAAGGCUUGUGCGGCACUGUCUUUUCAGUGAAAGAACGCAAAGAACUGCGGUAACUAGAACCGAGAGAGGUGAAAGAGCAACAAGCGUAUAAGGGAACGAUUCGGCCGUUCAAUAGUCUGACACGUGGCUGGUCUUGUUUAUGAGCCUGCUGCGACAGCCUGUUAGACUCGUGUCUGCGCGGUCAGACUGGAGUCUUACACGUUCAGGUAUUACACGCCUGUGGUUUUUCGUCCAACAAGAACGUGACGAAAGCCACCACAUUUUCUUUGGUGAUUUUAAAGAAAGGGAUGUGAUGAUAAGUUAGCUCCAGGGGGUAGGAAACAUUUCUGUUUUGCACCGUUUCUCCGGUACCCUUGGCUGCUAGACCGUCACGAAUUCAGUGAUCCUAUAUCGAAAUAUGUUUACUGGUGACAGGGAUUUCUUUUGGCAGCGGUGACGAUUGCACUUAAUUCAAAUUCGUGAUGAAAAUGGUUUUCUGUCAAACCAGCAUACUGCAAGCCUUCAUUGGUGUUGACUUGCUUUUUGAGCUGGGAAGGCGGUCGCGAACAGAGGGACAGUUUCAUAGUCCCGAAACUCGCUCCUUUGCAUGUUGCAACCAACAUCCGGGUAGCCCUCAUGGUAGGGGUCAUGCGCUGCGGGACCUAAAUCAGGGAACCGGCUGCAGUUAUUUUUGUGUAGCUGGACGAUAAAACGCCCAGAAAAAACGUGACGAGUGAACUGAGAAGCAACCCUGAUAAAGGAGCGAGAAGAUGCUUCUCUUGGAGCAACUACAUCGUUUCAGUUUUAUGGAUCUUCACCGACACCUCUGCAGCUAGAACAUCGUGGCGAAUGCCGACGAGAGGGUGGGAGAAACGAAGAUCAACCUUCGUGUCGCUGGCUGUCACUCAAUUUGUGUUUUUGAGCCGUGCGUUACGAUAAUCAUCUGGAGGCCACCGAAAGAAACGACACUGCCGAAGCUUUCCCGCACACUUGGAGCUGGUACUGAAGACAGUUUCAGCAGAGUCAGAAGUGAACCUGUGGAUUUUGUACGCCGGGUCGGGGAGGGGUGCGAUAGGAGGGGUCCAGACUAGUUUAGUGAGGGUAUUUUUCUUCCUUUUAAAUAGCGGGCUUUUGCCGGGUGGCUUAACGUUCAAGUUGAGACCUUUUGGAAGAAAGCAACUGCACAGCUGAGACAAGCUAUCUUUUUAUGCUUGAAUAAGAAAUGUAGUUCUUGCUGCGGGGUGCUGCCGGACCCCUUGUUAAAAGUAGUGUGCUGGUGCAUCCAGUUUGUUCGUAUGUUUGACCCCCUUGAAGUUUUUCCUCCUGCGAAACACGUGUCGUGCGUGUACUGGUUUCUAGAAACCUCUGUGCGAGUGCAACUUCACUGCGUGUCGCGCACAACUGGAAUCCCACGCAUUCGUUCCAGUUUCUACUCUUCUUUAUAUCACGUUUAACGGCGUGAGAGCCCACUAGCGGGGUAGUAGCAUGCUCCGCUGAGUUUGCGGAUCCGAUAUCGAUAUUCCUAAAUAAGAUUCGACAUAGUGGAGAUGGUGUUAGUGUCUUCCGUUCUCACUGUGUAGAACCUGCAGGGUAAAAUUAACUGUGUCUUUUUGUUAAUUGUCCAAAAGGGGGAAGAGGCCGAACCUCUGCCAUGUUCGGGGGCUUACAAGUUUCAUCGGAGUGUCAUACUGAUCAGAAUUGCCAUUUAUUUCUUUAGAAAGUUCUCUUUUCGUCUUGAUCGUACUGGAAUCAAGUAUGAUGCAGAAUUUAUGCGUGCGCUCUUCUCUAUCUAAUCGGGUUAGAUGCAUAUUUACGCCGUUAUAUUGGUGUUCGUUUCAAUUUUUCCCGUGGAUCAGGUAAUGAGAAAGAAGAAACGAAGCAUAAGGCAUGCGAAGGCACGGGAGCUUGAUUUUCUUGGUGCCAUUACCGGUUGUCACUUCUGAGUACAUGUAUCCGUGUGCAUCUGAAUGGUUUGCGUUUAACGCUUAGAUGCUGUGGCGAGACUGAUGCUCACACAGGGAGCGGAAAUAUGUUCCGAAUAACACUUUUGUUGCCAUCGUUCGACCACAGCGGACACUACAGAAUCGGCUAUGCAGUCAAGCUGGGCCAAUCGGUGGACGCAGUUUACCUGGCGUGGGCAACGCACACCCUCU
This is a messenger RNA of Toxoplasma gondii ME49, 7214 nucleotides long. RefSeq names its product HECT-domain (ubiquitin-transferase) domain-containing protein. Gene Ontology annotation, molecular function: ubiquitin-protein transferase activity. The record is from RefSeq and is a predicted model, not a curated record. The transcript has 14 exons. Lineage: Eukaryota; Apicomplexa; Conoidasida; Eucoccidiorida; Sarcocystidae. Bases 1066 to 4932 code for a protein of 1288 amino acids.